UAUAUUUCUUCUGUAUGCUUUUUUGCAGAUAACCUUUGGAGUGACCAGAAUCUUGAGGCUGAUCCUGAUCUUCCUCCAGGAUGGAGAACAAUUCGAGAUUCCUCUGGCACCUAUUACUGGCAUGUGCCAACAGGAACCACUCAGUGGCAGCACCCAAUGUACAAUUCGGGAAUAUCUCACAGUCUGAGUACUGUUCAGGAAAAGAAAGUCCUUAGGACUUCAGUCAGUGAUGUUUCUUCAGCUCGGCCCUUUCCUGGAACAGUAUCUACAUCGGGCAGAAGGCUUUCGAUGCCAUGGCAUGAUGAUGAUUUAUUUCACAAUAUUAAUGAUCCAAACUGUAAGAGCUUUGCAGUUCAUUGUCUAGGCUGGGUGGAAAUACCCGAAGAAGAUCUAGCACCUGGAAAGAGCAGUAUCACUGUUAACAAUUGUAUUCAACAGCUGGCCCAUACUAAGUGUGACAGUAGUGACAUGUCACCAAAUGAAGGUGAAAAUAUGGUGAUGAUUUUGAAAAAAGAUACAAUGAGCUUGGUGGAUCCACUUGAUCACAGUCUUAUUCACUCUCAACCUGUCAUCAACAUUCGAGUGUGGGGUGUUGGCUGCAAUAAUGGAAGGUAUAGAGACUUUGCUUUUGUAGCUAAUGAUAAAGAUACCUGCAUGCUGAAGUGUCAUGUAUUCCGUUGUGAUGUCCCAGCCAAAGCUAUUGCCAGUGCCCUCCAUGAUAUGUGUUCUAAGAUCAUGGCUGAAAGAGCAGUGGCCAGUAACGCCAUCACUCGUUCUGUUACGUUAGAGACGAUCUCACCAGAAGACUUACCAGUGCAAGUUGAUAUUCUGGAUACUGUGCGGGAGUCCAUUCAGAAAUAUGAGCUGCUUUUCAUUGGCAGCCUUCCCGUCUCAAAGCCAAUGGGGAUGGAUUUACUGAAUGAUACCAUAGAGAACAUAAUCAGUACCACACUCAGGGAAAACUGGACAGCUGCUGUCAUUGAAGUGACUGAUACAGCAGUGACUGUUCACCGGAGAGAGGUUCCCGAAGAAGAGCCUCUCUGGCAAUGCUCAGUUCGAUAUGUGACAUUUAUGGGUAUUGGGAAAGAUUCUCAUACAUUUGCAAUGAUCGUGGAUGUAGGCAAGCAGUGUUUCCAAUGCACAGUAUUCUGGUGUGAGCCAGAUGCCGGACAUGUCUCGGAGGCAGUACAGGCUGCAUGUAUGGUUCAGUAUCAAAAAUGUGUCGUAGCAUCGACACGGAUGAAGCCCAAAGUUGGACAUGGCAAAUCCCUUCUGAAAAUAAAGAGGACUACAUCUGUGGACUCCCCCAUUUCUCCUUUUAUGUCAUCAGGCCACACCCUUCAGAAAAAUGGGGGGACAAGUAAAAGAAGAGGAGUCAUGGCUUUCUUUGAAGCAUUUAAGCAGAAACAUGUCAGGCAUAGCCCUUAG
Messenger RNA from Staurois parvus, 1428 nucleotides. The record is from the annotation of a GenBank genome assembly. Lineage: Eukaryota; Metazoa; Chordata; Amphibia; Anura; Ranidae.